AUCAUCAUCAUCAUCAUGUCCAACGUCCUCGUUUACUCCGGCCCGGGCGUCUCUUCAUCGGCGCUCACGCACACACUGCGAACACUGAGAAGACUGCUGCCGACGUACGAUGUGCAGUGCAUCUCUGCGGGCUCGCUCGCGACAGACCCUUGGACAUCGACGUGCGCCCUCUUUGUCCUUCCGGGCGGCCGAGACCUGCCUUACGUCGACCACCUCUCCCGCUCGCACUCCUCCUCUGCCCACUCGAAGCCCUCACGAGCGGACGCAGCGCUAAGACAUUAUGUUGAGGAGGUCGGCGGAUCAUACCUUGGGAUCUGCGCGGGUGCCUACUACGCCUCUUCGUACUGCGAAUUCGAACGUGGGGAUCCGACGUUUGAAGUGGUUGGUCCGAGACCGGCUCUGCAAUUUUAUCCCGGAACGAAACGAGGCACCGUCUACCCUGGCUUUGUGUACGAGAGCGACAAGGGAGCCCGGCUCGUCGACGUCGGGCUUGGGGCAAACGACCAGUGGAAGUGCCACUACAAUGGUGGAGGCGCAUUCAUUGAUGCUGACAAGUCUGGCGCCGAUGUAGAGAUCCUCGCCAAGUACAGUGCCGAGGCGGGAAUCAGAGAAGGCUACGAGGAUCAAGCAGCUGCUAUUCUCUGUCACAAGGGGGAGGGGAGAGCAUUGCUCUAUGGCGUCCACCCGGAAUUUCCGAUCGAUGGACCGAUCAACAGCGACACCGACGGCGAGGGUGACGUGCCUAUGGACGAACGAGGGGCAUACGAAGAGAUGGAGAGGAAGAGGCUGGACGUGUUUGCGAGUCAUCUCGAGAGAUUGGGUCUCGUCGUCAAGCGGCCACCUGCGGUUCCGCUUCAGAAAGAUGGCAGCGAGGCAGAGGCCGGCCCGCCCAAAUUAUCACCAAUCGUUCUGGCUGGCUCCAGCAAGCAGAAAGUUGGCGAAAUGUUGAAAGUCUUGGAGAAAAUUAGCAGCAAAGAUGGACGAGCGGCGGUGCUCGACAAUGUCGACGCUCGUCUUGUUCAACUGACAGUCUCCGACUCGAAUGAUACGAUUCACUUUACCUCUGCCUCCUCAGCGGAAACCCUCUUCCAGGCGCUCGAGAAUGCCGACUACUCGAGCUUCAUGGCUCCUGUUGUGGCACCGUCGUCGGACGAAGCGAGGGCAGGUGUAGACGCAGCACCACUGAUGGAUGUCGAUCGAGACAAGGUGCCCAAAUACAUUAUUUGCCUGGAGAACGGUGUGGGCAUCGACAAGGGUCUCACCCCACAUUUCCUUACCGAGGAUUUCUUCAGCUUCUUGACGGACUCAAGAAUGAGAGUCGCAGAAGCCGAACCGAGCAAGCAAAGGACAAUAGCUGCGCCCAGAUGGGGAGAAGAAGAGGGCAGCGACUCGACCUUGUGCGAUGCGAUUCUCUACGGCCAGGUCGUGACAAGCACCCAAACAAUGCUGGACAAAAACUACAAGCUGAUCACGCAUCUCCCGAACGGUCUCACAUCUUUUGCUACUCACCAAGUUUCGGGACGUGGCCGCGGCAAGAAUGCCUGGAUCUCGCCCCUGGGAUGCCUCCAAUUCUCGACCCUGCUGCACAUCGACCCCUCGAAGCUUUAUCGCAGCGGGAUCGGAGGAGUGGUCUUUGUGCAGUACCUCGCCGGUCUCUCUAUCGUUGAAGCUGUCCGAGGCGCUCUGGGGCCGGAGUACGAGGCAGUAGGAAGGCGAAUGAGGAUCAAGUGGCCCAACGACGUCUAUGCAGAUGUCGGCUCUGCCACAGAGGAGCAGGAUGGCCCAGGUCAAGAGGGGAGAAAAGGCACCUUUGAGUAUCUGGGGAGGAGAUACGCGAAGAUGGCGGGCGUCCUCGUCAACUCGCAGUUCGCAGGGAAAGAAUUGGCGCUCGUCGUUGGCUGCGGGAUCAAUUGCCUGAAUCCUCGCCCGACAACAUCCCUCUCGGAUCUGAUUGCGACGCACAACGCCUCGCUCGCGCCCUCCCAACAGAAGCUUCCGGUCAUCUCACAAGAAAAACUCGCAGGCGCAAUUCUUGCAACCUUUGAAAAGCUCUGGAACGUUUUUGUGGCUGCCGGUGGUCACUUUGAGCCCUUCGUGCAGAGCUACCGCGACGUCUGGCUUCACUCUGAUCAAAUGACGACGCUGCAAGACACGAAUCCCCCGACACCGGUUCGCAUCGUGGGCAUCUCAACAGACCACGGCACGCUGCGUGCUGUUCCUCUCGAGACGCAAGUCUUCGCCGACAGUCCGGGCGCAUGGGGAGGAAAGGCCAAGACAGGGGGAGACUUUAUUGAUCUGCAGCCAGAUGGCAAUAGCUUCGAUAUGCUCCAGAACCUCAUCAGAAAGAAGGAGUGACGCUUGCUGUGAAUUUUUAACUGCAACAAUGCUUAUUGCAAC
Molecule: messenger RNA, 2397 nt
Organism: Acaromyces ingoldii
Lineage: Eukaryota; Fungi; Basidiomycota; Exobasidiomycetes; Exobasidiales; Cryptobasidiaceae
Product: class II aaRS and biotin synthetase
Exons: 4
Coding region: 16-2355 (779 amino acids)
Biological process (GO): protein modification process
Cellular component (GO): cytoplasm
Molecular function (GO): biotin--[biotin carboxyl-carrier protein] ligase activity
Source: RefSeq, a predicted model, not a curated record